AUGAUGCAAUCAUUUACACAUCAAUGAGCUGAGAUUUACACAGGCAAAUGAUAUGAAUGCUGACAACCUUCAAUGGGUUUGUGUGUGAAUUUUUGUGAGUGGGAUGAAGAGGAGGGAUGUGGACUGCACGGAGCAUGCGCGUGCAUCUGUGAGAGACAGGGAAGGGAGAGAUCGAGAAAGGCUGAGAAGUAGGGGAGGGAGGGAGUUUGUCGUGAUAGAGAACCUGCGAGCGCUACUAAGGAGGAGAGAGCGCGAGAGAGAGCGGGAACACAAGCGAGUAACUGAGAGAUGGUGUGUGUGUGUGAGAGAGAGCCUUAGUGCGUCUGACUCUCGGGGCUGUAGACUGGACCAACCAUUAAGCCUUUGAAACGCUCACGGCGCACACACACGUAGGCACACGCCACUGCCGCGUCACCCCUGCCGGCCGGUAACGAGAGGGAGGAUACAGUCGUUUUGAGACAAAGGGGGAACUGCCUUUGAGAAGACUCAGCCUUUGGAUGCGUUGCAGGAGAAAGAUUGCCUGAUCCUUGAGUUGUCCAGCAACAGCCUGAAGGCAUCCAAAUACGACCAGGUAAGGUCAGACUAUGAGCAGCUCGGACACACCUACAGUGCUGUGAGUUAGGAGAGAGACUUAGCCCAACAGGAGAGGAAACGGCUCCAAGGCAAACUGGAGAACCUUGAGCAGGUCCUCAAGCAUAUGCGAGAGGCUGCUGAGAGGAGGCAGCAGUUGGAUGAAGAGCAUGAACAGGCCCUGGCUGCCCUCACCACCAAGCAGCAGAAGAUCCACCUUCUGCAUAAGGCUCAGGUUGAAGCUGAGAGAGAGCAUGAGGGAGCGGUCCACCUGUUAGAGGCCAAGGUUCGCGACCUGGAGCAGAAAUGCAGGUCACAGACUAAACAGUUUGGCCAGUUGUCCAAGAGCCUGGAAGAUUUCCGUCUGGAGGCGGAUACUGUGGACAUCUUCAGCACUGAGCCUUUCUCCAAACAAAAAAUUCCCCUUUCCCUGGAAAAUAAACUCUCCCAAAUCCUCAACGGACUGGCAGUGCAGGCAGGGAAAGGCAAUGAGAGCUCGGCAAACACUCUGCUGAUAUCGAAGUUCCUCCGCCCACUGCAGAUCGGAGACAGAGACAGGCCAGAGCUGCUAUCUGUCAAUCCCACCACCGUGACAACGAGCUGCCCCAGCAGCCUACAACGGGCGACCCCCUCAGAGAUGGAGGAUGAGGUCAGCCCUGCGCCCCGGUCCAAGCCUCGCUACACUGGCACAGUCCGUCUCUGCACCGCCCGCUACAGUUACAACCCUUACGAUGGGCCAAACGAGCACCCAGAGGCAGAGCUCCCCCUGGUGGCUGGGAAGUACCUGUACGUGUACGGCACCAUGGACGAUGACGGUUUCUACCAAGGUGAGCUGCUGGACGGCCAGCGAGGGCUGGUCCCGUCCAACUUUGUGGAGUUUGUCCAAGACAAGGAGAAACCAUCCAUUCAACUAGGGGACGGAGAGGAGGACCUGGGCUCUCUGGACCAUAUCACCCUUGGCCUGAUGGGGGUGGAUGGAGGGGCCCCUCGGGAUGGGCUACUGGGUUCCAGCAACCCCCUGGGCCCCUGCAGCAACGGCACAGGGCCCCUGGACACUGAGGAUCUGGUCGAUGACAUUGUGCCUUACCCCCGGAGGAUCACCCUGAUCAAGCAGUUGGCCCGUAGCGUCAUUGUGGCCUGGGAGCCCCCCAUGGUGCCCCUGGGAUGGGGAAAAGUCAGCUGCUACAACGUGCUGGUGGAUGGAGAGGUGCGUGCCAGCAUACCCUAUGGCGACAGGACCAAGUCGUUGUUGGAGAAGCUGGAUCUGGACACGUAUACGCACCGCGUGUCCGUGCAGAGUGUAACAGACAGGGGACUGUCGGACGAGCUGCGCUGCACCCUGAUGGUGGGAGCCAACGUGGUGGUGGCGCCGUAUGGACUGCGUGUGGACGACAUCCUGCGUAACUCAGCCGAGCUCUCAUGGUUGCCCAGCAACAGUAACUAUGGGCACACAGUGUUCCUGGACGGAGCGGAGCAUGCAAUGGUGAAGCCGGGGAGGUACAGGCUGCGCUUUGUUAACCUCAAGGCCAUGACGGUAUACAAGGUGAGGGUGGUGGCCCGGCCACACCAGGUGCCAUGGCAACUGCUCAUGGAACAGAGGGAGAAGAAGGAGGCUGCUGUGGAGUUCUGUACACAAGCUGCUGGCCCCCCAUUACCACCUCAGGAGGUGCAGGUGCAGUGUGGCCAGGCACCAGGGGUCCUACAGGUGCACUGGAAGCCCCCUAUCCUCUCACCCAGUGGAACCUCCAAUGGAGCCAGCGUCAUCGGAUAUGCAGUCUGCACUAAAGGACAAAAGAUAGCGGAGGUGUUGUACCCUCUGGCUGACUAUGUAACAGUGGAGCUGAUGCAGAUCCUCGGGUGGAGGGCGAGCGGUGUGGCAGAAAGGGGCGCCUCCAGGUCUCUGGCACUUACUGGUUCUGUGGAGCUGGGGGUGGGUGGCAGCAGGGUAGGCGGUGCUGGGGAAUUGUAUGCGGAGAUGAGGCUGGAGGUGCAAGGGUGGGAGGACCACCAGGGUGAGCGGUUGAGGUGUCGACACUGGAUCCUGGCCCACUACAGCCACAGUGAGGAGUACCACAGUGACAGCAGCCGGGGCUCUGACCUUUCUGACAUCAUGGAGGAGGAUGAGGAGGAGCUCUACUCUGAAAUGCAGCUGGAGGAGGGACGACGACGCAACUCCCACAAUGCACUCAAGAUUGGGAACACCCCCUCUGGCGGUCGGCUGGAUCGGGAGACGGGGAGAAGAAUGCCCCGGGAUGGUCCGCAGCCCCAGAGACACCCUCUUAUGGCGCCCUCCAUUGAGGGAUACAGGGACAGGGAACGCUGCUCCCCUACUAACUACGAUGAGUCAGAACCUGAAGAAUCAUUCCGUAUCUUCGUGGCUCUGUUUGACUACGACCCCCUGUCCAUGUCUCCCAACCCGGACGCAGCAGAUGAGGAACUGCCCUUUAAAGAGGGCCAGAUCAUCAGGGUAUAUGGUGAUAAGGACACUGAUGGUUUCUACCGAGGGGAGAUCAGGGGAGGCAGGAUGGGGCUCCUGCCCUGCAACAUGGUGUCAGAGAUCAGGGCUGAGGAUGAGGAGACCAUGGACCAGCUCAUCAAGCAGGGCUUCCUCCCACUCAACACACCAGUGGAUAAAGUUGGAAUAGGGCAGGACAGACGAGGCCUCUGCCAGCACCAGGCCACCAGGAGGAUGGUGGCUCUAUGAUUAUGACCCCAGAGAGAGCUCCCCAACGUGGACGUGGAGGCUGAGUUGACUUUCUGUGCUGGUGACAUCCUCGCUGUAUUUGGAGAGAUUGAUGAAGACGGGUUCUACUAUGGUGAAAUCAAUGGCCACCGUGGCCUCGUCCCCUCCAACUUUCUGGAAGAAGUGCCUGACGACGUGGAGGUGUACCUGACGGACACUCCAUCCCGCUACGCCCAGGAUGAGCCCGCCAACCGGGCCGAGGCUAAAAGGGUAACCACGGAUACCACAGAGAGCACGGCCCCGCCUGUCCGAGCGGCAUCCCCCAUGGUGCGUCCCGUGUGUCCCCCAGGCACCAUGCGGCCCAUCAGCCCCACCAGGGGCCCCAGGGACCUCCGAGACAACAAAAAGAAAAAAGGACUACUCUCCAAGGGGAAGAAACUGCUCAAGAGACUCUCUCCGGUUAAAUAAACUGUUCCCAGCUGAGCCCAGAACAGAUACUGGGCCCAGUACUGUACAUCACAUACAGUACAUGCAAUCAAAUCAGCAGAUCGUACGCACACAACUACAAUUGCAACAUAUGUGUGUAUGUGUUACAGGACAAUAUAUGUGAAUCUAAUAUAUUCAGUGAUACAUGUUCUAAUGAUUAAUACACAUACUUACAUGUACUUCGUGCCAAAUUCAAUGAGACCUUUGCUCACACAUACUGUAUAACUGUGAUGUAUUUGAGGUAGAGGGAAAAAAGGAGUACAAACUAGGAUUUUCAUGACAUGGAUUUUCAUUUCCACUGUUUUCUUUAAUCAAAUGGAGAUCAGGACGAUGCUGCUAAACCAUUUGUGUGCAUUUGUUUCAAGCAGGGUAACAACAGAGUAGUCUAUUUCUUUUGUUACAAAUCUAACAUUUCCAGAUGGUUUCCAUAGCAAUUGUGCAAUUAUAAGGUCUCUAACAGACAUGACGUGGCAAAAAACAUCAAUGUUGUGACUGGAGCACUGGAGCAACAACUCAACUAUUGAUGGCAUUCUGUCAGUAAUGCUGGCUGCUAAUACAGAGGCUUUAUCCAGUGCAAUAUAUCACAGACAGGAUGGUGACAAAGGGUUGAAUCACUCACAGAACCUAGAAGUCUAAAGGGUAGUUGGACACAGGGCAUUUCAGACAGGAGAAGGAGCUGCAUUGGAUAAUACAUUUGAACCAUCUCAGUGGCCUUUAUGAAAGCAAUUCUAGCAUGACUUUCCUCAUUUUCUAUGGUUGAACAAGGUUGUUUUUAGACUUACACAAGACUUUGCCAAGAACCCCUAGUGCAUCUCUGCAGCUUUGUUUGAAAAAAAUCUAAAAUGUAUGUUUGUUCGUUUCAUUGCUGUCCAACUGUCAUGAAACACCUAGUUAAAGACAACCUUCUGUGUUUGCCUUCCAAUUGCACAAAGGUGUGUUUUGUCUGAUGAAUGAAAAAUAAGUAGUUCUCGGUGUGUAUGGAUGUGUUGAGGGUGUAGGCUAUGUGUGUGAGUUUGUGUGCUCAGUGUGCAUUCAUGUCUGUGCAUCCUUUUUUUUUAAAGAGGACAAGUAGUUGAGUCAUGUGAUCUUAGUGGUGUGCUGCUAACUACAUUGCCGGUGUAAUAUUCAGUUCUGUUGUCUGUCGAAGAGGGCCAUUUUCCCCACUCAGCCAUUUCAGUAAAGAUGUCUAGGUGUGUUCAAGAUUCUGCACCGUUUACUUGUUUACACUCUUAUAGACCUCGUGACAACCUAUUUUUGAAGUCAAGGGAAAGGGAGGGAUGACCUACAUACUGUACCUACAACCUCUAAACCAGUAGUCAUGUGGCUUAUGGGAUACAUGAGUGCUAGGAUUCAUCCAGCUGAUCCAUUGACUGGAGAGGCUGUCGUAGCCUUUAGACAAACAUUGUCCUGUAUUUUGACACCUUUCAAAACCCUAUAUUAACCCAUUUUCAUAAACCAUGAUCCUAUUCUGUAAUAGUUUAACAUCACUUCCGUUGCUGUACAGCCACAGUUUGAUGGACAUAAUCAUAAUGGACAAUAUGUCAAUCCAUGACUCAAAAUGACAGUGUUUUAUUCUGACAGGGUCCUCUAAAUUCCCAUCAGCUAAGAUAUCUGAGUCAAACGUAGUACCCUGCUGUAUAAUGAUUACAGGGUUCUUUUAUGUUCAUUAAAAAAGAGAGAAAAUCAAAUGAUGGAUUGCCAAAAAGGAAUGUACGAAAUGUUCAGCGGGCAAUAUAGUAGACAUUUUAUAAUUUGUCCCAUGUUAUGCAUUAUGUUAUGCAUCCAUUGACAAAAGGUGUUAGUCAUAAUACCAAAUCCUUUAUUUGUAAAUGGGUUUAGUGUCUAUACUGUUGCUCUUUUGUACCUUUCUCCAUUUAUAGAUAAUUUCUAAAUGUUUAUACUUGAUUUUCAGACUGCCUUUUUUAGUGCAUUGAGAUUUAUUCUUACUGUAAACAGUGCAAGCAUUCUCCAUGGUGUCCUCAAGAUAAGAUGUUUAAGUCUGCGGUUAUGUGCUUGCUCUGUGAAUCAAAGAUACAACAAAAAAAUUUGAAAUCAUUAUUUAUGGUGUGUGUGUGCAUGUGCA
This is a messenger RNA of Salvelinus sp. IW2-2015, 5822 nucleotides long. The record is from RefSeq and is a predicted model, not a curated record. Lineage: Eukaryota; Metazoa; Chordata; Actinopteri; Salmoniformes; Salmonidae.